Molecule: messenger RNA, 1940 nt
Organism: Bombyx mori (domestic silkworm)
Lineage: Eukaryota; Metazoa; Arthropoda; Insecta; Lepidoptera; Bombycidae
Gene: CPR12
Product: cuticular protein RR-1 motif 12
Cellular component (GO): chitin-based extracellular matrix
Molecular function (GO): structural constituent of chitin-based larval cuticle
Source: RefSeq, marked provisional
AACAUCAGACAGUACAACGGUCUGUAAUGAAAUUGUUUAUCAUUCUAUCCGUGGUGGCGUGCAGCUAUGCCGCUAAACUGGACCGAACUUACCUACCUCCGGCGAGCGCUUCGACCGCAGGAGGCAGCCCUGGCUCGAUAACCGCCCCAGGAGCUUCUGGGCAACUAACUGGGCCUUCAGGGCUUGGCCAGCCUACUGGUCAAUCGGGAAUCGGUCAGCCUUCAGGAUCACCUUUCGGUCAACUUUCGUCAUCAACUGGCUUUGGCCAACCUAGUGGAUCAGCUGCUUUUGGUCAGCUAUCUGGAUCAGCUGGACUUGGUAAAAUAAAUGGAAAUGCUGGAAUUAGUGAACCAUCUGCGCCAUCUGGCUUCGGUCAGACACCCGGAAUGUCUGGAUUCGGUCAACAAUCAGGACAGUCGGGACCAUCACAACCUAUAGGACAAGCCAGUUUUGGUCAAACCCCAUUCCCGAAAUCUUCCUCGCCAUCUUUCAGCCAAUUCGUUGCUGCUGCUCUCGAAGGAAAUAACCAACAGUCGGGACCUUCAUCAGUUUCAGCUCCAUCGGCAAACUAUGGACAAGCAAUCGGAUCUACAAACUUCGGCAAGAUCUCUCCAUCUUUUGGCGCUUCAGCGCAGCCAAAUCAAGAAACUCAAAGUUUCGGUCAAGCCCCGAUUUUCGGACAAGAUGCUCAGGUCUACCAACCUGAACGUGCCCGUGCUUCUAUUGACAGAGGCGCCGAGAUCCUCAGAUACGACAAUCAAAACGACGGCGAAACUUUCGCAUAUGCCUUUGAAACCUCAAACGGUAUUUCUGCUGAAGAAUCUGGGGUUGCUACCAACGGCGUUCAAGCACAAGGCUCUUUCUCGUAUACUGACGAUGAUGGUCAGCAGAUUCGUAUAACUUAUACUGCUGAUGAAAAUGGCUACCAACCUCAAGGUGAUCAUUUGCCGACUCCUCCACCCAUUCCGGAAGAAAUCCUAAGAUCCAUUGAAGAAAAUGCCAGGGCUGCUGCAGCUGGGACCCAAGAAGGGGCUUACAAUCCGAAUGAAGACGUCGCCAUCGUUCCGCAACAGUAUAACAACGGAGGAGUGCCAUCUUACCCGGGUGCAACUACAUACCAAGGUGCAGCUCAGGGACCACAGCAAUCCAAUGGUCCGUUUGGCUCCUCAAAACCAGCAGGAGCUUUAGGACAAGCUGGAUCUAAUCAGCCUAAUCGUUACACUGCUAAUUCCGAGCUAAACAAUCAGGUUGGUGAUACUGGAUAUGAUUACAACAAGCCCCAAGGAUCUACUGGACGCACUGGAUCUUCUGAACAACCUUCAGGACAAUACAACAGCGCUGCUAGCCCUAAUUCUCAAUCAGGCCCUGCUAAAAGACCUGGACAGUACAGUCCUGUUACUUCACCUAAUUCACAGGGAAAUUCUCCCUUCCUCGGUUCUCAAGGAUCGAGUUCGCCAUUCGGAGGUAAUCCUUCUCAAAUCAACGGUUUCUCUAAAUCGUCCCCAUCAAGUUUCGGUACGGGUCCUAACCAGCCUUCUGCGCAAGGUUUUGGACCAUCCAAAAGUGCUUCUUCUCAAUAUAACGGUUUCUCCGGACCACAAUCGUCCCCAACUAAUUUCGGGUCAGGCCUCAACCAACCAUCAGGGCAAGGACUAGGACCAUCGAAACCUGGCUUUACUAAUCAACCCCAAGGAUAUUCACCAGCUAGUUCUAGUCAACCAUCCGGUCCUCAAGGACUUGGCCAGAGUGGAUUACCUGGACCCAAAUCCAUGCAGAUCCAAUCAGCUCCUUAUCAAUAUAACCGCCCCUCUGACAGAGGUGCUCAGGUUGAUGGAAGACCAGGUACCCAACAGCCUGGACUUAGUUCCUCUCCCUCGGGAGGUUUAGGGUCUCCUCGUCAACCUCCCAGCUUCUCUUCCGAAGAAGGUUAUAAGUACUAA